GGAUGGACUUUGCUUACUUUCAGCUUGUCAAUAGGCGUGACAGCAACUGCAUGAAUCGAUCAACACCUGAUUUUGCAUUGCAUGGUAUUGGUUAUCACUAACUACCUUGCUACAGUAUUAUAAAAAAAGAUAGGCGACUGUUCUCAUCAGAAACUGCUAUUGGUGGUGACUCUACGAGAUGAAAUGUCCAGAAUGUCAGCACGCUUCGGCGGAGAAAAAUGCCAAAUUCUGUAGCCAAUGCGGCUUCAGGUUCGUCCAGCUCUCAGGCCAGCCUCAACAGAAACCCUCUGUUCCUGUGGAGGAGCAGAGGAUGGCAUCGAUGGUCACCGAGACAACAAAUGCAUCGGCAAAGCAACCCAAUGAGGAGACCAAGGGAAACCCAAAGAAAAAGAAAAAGAAGAAGAAAAAGAAAAAGUCAACCAAAGAGAACAAAGGCCCUGCGCCUUCCAAGUCUGAUCAAAUGACCUCUGACCUCUCUGACAUGUCGCUUAUUGACAUGAAGGGAAUAAAGGAGCAGGGAAGGGAGGCGUCCGACAGCGAGAGUUCGAUUAGUGACAUGGAUGAGACGCUUGAUUCACUGCAGGACCAGGGUAAUACCCUGGAGGAGCCCUGUACCGGCUGCCCAUUGGAUGAGACUGCCGCCCGUCAGGCACACUGCCCUGCGCCAAUAGGUCCUGCCACUCAGUCAGAGGGGGAUCCCGCUACCCCCCCUGGAAAUCUGACCUUGGGAGAAGUCCGGCAGCAGACCGUCAGUGAAGACAAAGAAGGCAAGAAGGAAGCCCUGAAUGUGCAACGGGCCUGUGCCGACCAGAAUACCGAUGUGGACCAGAACACCAGUGUGGACCAGAAUGCCAACAUGACCAAUCAAAUCAAACAGAAAACACAGCAGGCCCAGCAGAGCCGAGACACUAAGCCAGACCCUGCGGGCGACCAGACCAUGGUCUUUGGUCCGCAGAUAAAGACACAGGAAAAAAAGAAGAAAAAGGAAAAUGAGAACAAAGGCCCUAAAUCUUUAGAGGUUGAUCAAAUGACCUCUGACCUCUCUGACAUGUCACUGAUUGACAGGAAGGGGAAAAAGGAGCAGGGAGGGGAGGCGUCUGAUGGUGAGAGUUCGAUUAGCGACAUGUAUGAGGCACCUGAUUCAUUGCAGGACCAGGGUAAAACCCCAGGUGAGCCCUGUACAGGCUGCCCAUUGGACGAGACUGGUGCCUGUCAGGCACACCCCCCUGCGCCAAUAGGUCCUGCCACUCAAGAGGCCUCCCCCGAGGAGAGCCAGCCUGCCUUUCAGCAGCCCACCAAACCAGAACAGCCCCCGUGCAACGAGGCUCUGACCGCCUCUCCUGCCCCCCCAUCUCAGUCAGAGCGGGAUCCCGCUAACCCCCCUGGAACUCAGUCCCCGGGAGGCGUCAGGCAGCGGACUGACAGCAAGAACAACAAAGGCAAGAAUGAUGCAGUGAACACGCGACGGGCCUGUGCCGACCAGAACACCAGUGUGGACCAGAACGCCAACGUGACCAGUCAAAUCAAACAGAAAACACAGCAGGACCAGCAGAACCGAGACACUAAGCCAGGGCCUGCGAGCGACCAGACCAUGGUCUUUGGUUCGCAGAAGAAGCCACAGCAGUCCAAAGGACAGGCCUCGAGCCGGACGUCCAGCGGGACCGACCCAAAGGUGGAGCAGGAGCAGCUGCAAAAAAAGUCUUCCAGCUCCAAAGAAGACCCCUCCCAGGGAAAAGAGACUGAUACUGACAUGAAGGAUGCCCCACCUCCCAAAAGAAUACCUCCAGCCAAUCAACAGAUCCCGGCCAGUGACAGGCUCACCAUCUACUUCCACGCUGUGUUGUCCAAGGACUUUAAGUUCAAACCGGACAAUGACAGGAUUUUUUUGCGGGCUGGAAACAGGAUCGGCAACUGGGAAAAAAACGCUGUUGAACUAACAGUGUCUCGGGAUCUGGGAGACCAUGGCUUUUUUGUAGAAGGAAAACUGAUGACAACCAAAAAUGAAGCAACUUCUGUUUCCAUACCUUACAAAUAUGUUGUGUAUAAACAGAAGAAAGAAAAGUAUGAGUAUGAAUACAUCUAUAAAGUGGACGCGAAGAACACGACCAACAGAUGUCUCUUUGUCAAGCCGCAUUUGCUCAAUGAGGAAGGAGAAUGGCACCAAUAUGAUGACAUAAUUUGUGUAGAGCCCUCCAAAAAUUUAAUUUCAAGGGGUUUAGAAUUUUUUUGGCCUGAUCAAAAGAAAAAAAUUAUUCACGGUCGUGAAAUCGCAGGAAGAAUCAUGCUCGAAACAAUUUUUGACCUUCUUAGUACCUGGAGUGAAAUUAACCUGAAGAGUUUCCUCACUCAGCUUAAGCAGUUCCACCAGAUUUACGCAAACCCAUUUGUGUAUGAGGAAACCCACAAAAAGUGGUACUCCUUAGAUUAUGGUGAAAAAGAGGUGAACCUCCUGCUAAAGCAGGUGGUGCUGGAGAGCGUGACUCCCCAGUUGGGUAAGGACAGCAGCGGGAGGAACAUCUUCAUCAAGGACCCAUUGUAUGCCGCCGUGAUUGUGCUGUACAUUUGGAGCACGUACAAUAUCAGGCUGGAUAACGGAGAACUGUCCCGGCUCUGCGUUGAACUCUGCCUGCCAGAACUGCCCAAAGAUGACUUCAUCAGUUACUGGGCAGAUUUUGUUGUAUCGUUUUCACAUAUAAAGAAACUUCCUGAGAUGGUGCUGGCGCUUGUUGGUCAGGUAAAUACGGAGGGCAUGCCACACUGGAUCCUGGCCGUUCCUCUGCUUCACUUUCUGAGGGGGUCGUCCGUGCCCUUUGAACCUGUCUUGCGCACCAUCAGCACAAAAUAUGAACUGUCCUGGGCAGGGCUUGAGGGAUUGAAAUUCGGCAGUACUGCAUACAAGUCCAGCCAAGAUAGGAGGGCCAUAAUAAAUAUGAUUAGAACCCACAAGCACCUGCUUGAGGCGGACGCGCUGCUGGCUCGAUCGUGGAUGUUGCUGAUGACUCUGGAGGAAUUGGUUGAUUGCUGCUGUAUUGCCCAGAUUGGCUUGCUGGACAUCCUCCAAGCCUUUUAUCUGAAGGCCCCAGCAGAGGUGUCUUACUCCAGUUGCACUCAUGUGUCUGAUGUACUUGCACAUAUUCAGAAAUCCCUUGUAGAACAACAAUACAGUUUGCAAAGUGAGGACUAUGGAAGAGCUUGCCUGACGACAGCAAUAGAACUAUUGGACAAAAUCUGCAGAGGAGUCAAAUCUUCAGGUUACACGCAGAACUUUACCGAGAUCCCUGUGGCGUGUGUGAACAUGGUUGCCUUGGUUUUAGAAUUUUUUCUGUCCUGCCAACCUCAGGAGUCGACGGAUGUCGGCGGAGCCAAGAUGAAAGCGAAGGACAGAGAGCUGCUCGGAGGGGCCAUGAACAUCAUGAGGAGAUGGGUCAGUCAAACCUUCCGGAACAGGCUGACCACCGGUUACGUGCAGAUCAGCCUCACGUCCGAAAUCGAGAUGUGGAACAACGUCAUUUCUCUCAGUUUUAAAAAUGAGGAUUUCACAAAGGAAUGGAGACAAUUGUUUACAACAGAUUUUGAAGGAAAAUUUGAAAAGGAGUCUCCACUGGACCAAAUUGAGAUCUACUGUUCCAGUAUUGAACAGAUUGGUGACUCGUAUCCCCAUGUUGCAAACAGCAUUGAGAAGUGUGCCCUCCAGGCAGUCAAUUCCAUUUGCCAGGCCAAAGCAGAGGCAAAGCUUUUUGAGAAAAUCAAGAUAAACUGGAAGUUUGGAAAGCUGAUAUCUGCCAUCAUCGAGAAGUCCUGGCCCAGAGAUGCUAGGGGGCAUUACCUCGAGGGAGAGGAAGUGAUCCUUCAGCACAUGCUCAACUGGACCGCUGCCAGGGACAUCUUUAAACUGCAUGGUGUGGAUGAAAAGCUGACGGACAAGCUCAGUGACGAGGCCAGUGAGCGAAUGGCUGUGGCCAGCUCAGCAUUCACUUCCAUCUCCCACAAAGUGUUCACGGGAGCCAUAGAGAUCAAGCUGCUGAAUCAAAUCCUAAAAAACCAAACAACCUUCAUUGAGCUGCUGAAGAUAGACUGCCUGUCGGACAAUGAGAAGUGCAAGGACAGCUCUGCCAUGAGGAGGCUGCUGCAGUGGAGAAGGGAAGAGGUGGAGGCAGUGUAUCAUGAGAGGAAGCUGGUGGAGAGUCUGAUCACCAUGUCCCACAAACUGCAGGAGCACAUCGCAGUCUCCAUGGGCAAUCUUGAGGAAAAGCUGAAAAUUAACAUUGAGGUGAUGACUCUUGACCAGUUCAUGGACGUUCAGAAGUUUGACACUCUCUUGUCUGACAUGACCAGCGUGGUCACCUUCUUCAACCUCGACCAGAACACAGAAGAGAUGGCGAAAGUCCUGUGCGUGUUGAAGGACAGCUUCAUUUUUUGCAUGUGUUGGGAGAAUCAGGCAAAAGAACUCUCUAGGAGAAACCCCCACAACGACGGUGAAGAUGACGAUGAAGAUGACUACAAUGAGGAUUUCAUUGAUGCAGAGGAAGAGCGAGAAUUACAACUGGUGGCCACGCUCCCAGUGAUAUACAGUGAUAUUUAUCAGCCGUCGUACCAUAAAUAUCAGAAGAUCUACUCUGACCUGAAAAGUGGGGCUCUCAAACUGGGGGAGGUGGAUGUCAUCUUCAAGGCUUAUAAAGGCAAGUACGAAGAACUGAGGAAUGAGCUGGAGAUCAUGUGCCGGACAGACCGGUCGGAGGAACGAAACUGGAUCCAGAGAAGGGUGGGACAGAUCGAGCAGUACCACGAGGUCCACCUGGCUGUGGAGUCAGCCCUGGUCAUCAAAAAGGUCAAAGACACACUGUGCCUUCAGGGGGACUUCAAGGUCCUGGACAUGCUGCUUGAAGUUGCUGAUGUGAACUUUAAAAAAGAGAGCCUGGACCGCAUUGAUAAUAACUUGAUUCAGGCCAAGAGGGACAUGGUGGAAAUCACUGAACAACGUCUCCUGUGCUUGCAAGAGCUCGGCGAGAGAAAAAACUUUGUCAUGUGGGUCAAAGAGGCCCUGGAAGAUAUCAAUGAGCUGAAGGUAUUUGUGGACCUGGCGUCCAUCUCGGCUGGAGAGAAUGAUCUGGAUGUGGACCGCGUGGCCUGUUUUCAUGACGCUGUUCUGGGCUACUCCCCCAUGCUGUACGAGCUUAAGCCCAACUCUGGGUUUGAUGUCUUCAAGGAGACACUGAAGAAGUUGUGGAAAGCACUCGACAAUGAUCACAACCUCCCGAAGAAGCUGCGAGACACUGCUCGCCACCUGGAGUGGUUGAAAACCGUGAAAGAAAGCCAUGGCUCGGUGGAGCUGUCCUCACUUUCCUUAGCUUCUGCCAUCAACAAGAAGGGCAUCUACAUCAUCAGUGCGCAAAACCAGAAGAAGUUGAGUCUGGAUACAGCCCUGAAGCUGACGAUUCCAGAGGAGCACGAGGACGGGCAGGAGAUGCGCUGCUACUCGCUGGAGGAGCUGCGAGAAUUACAGAACAAGUUGAUGCUGAUGUCUGGGAAAGGGGAGCAGGGCCAGGGUGAGGUGGAGCACUUCGUGGAGGUCUUUGCCGGCAUCCAGAGACUCACUGUGGCCUUUGUCGACCUGUACACUGCCGGGAACCCACUGUUCCGUCACUGGGAGGCCAACAUCAAUUGCAGUGCAGUCAAUGGAGAUGGCAUGGCGGGCAUCAUCAUGGACUUCAAUCUGAACACUGCGGUGGGUGAGAUCAUGUUGGAGGGCGACAUGCUGGAACAUCUGCUUGAACUGUGCAGGAAGAUGGAACGGUGCUUGGAAUUCUGGAAGGCCUUUGUGGACCAGCAGAGAUCCCAGCACUACUACCUCAACUACUUCACUGCAGAGCAGAUCGUCUACCUGUGUGACAGACUGACCCAGAAGAAAGUGGGGAAGCUGGAUGGCCAGGCCCUAAUGAUGCUGUCCUUCAUCAAGCCUAAAUGUGGAGUCCAUGAUCUGAGGCAAACGUGGCAUGAGCUUCAGUAUGAGCUCCUCACCAUGGCUCCAGAGCAGAACAAAGACAUAGACUUUCAGACCUUUGUGGAGAAGACUAACAGCAUGGAAGCGGCUCCCACAUUUGAAGAGGAGGCUGCUGACCUGCCGAGUCUUGUGGAGCGGGCCAGUGGCUCACGAAAGCUGGAUGUUGUGUGGAACGCCUAUAUGAGGGACAUGCAGAGCUUCCUCCCAGGCUCCCUGGAUGUCAGUACCUUGGGGAGGCUGUUGGAAAUACUGGCUAAGCAAGAGGAAGAUGAUGAUGAUGAUGAGGAUGAGGUAUUAAUGUUAGCUGAGAGGAAGGAGAAUUGCGUCUUCCGGACCCUUCCAAAUGGUCUGGUUUGUGGGCAACCAAACCUUGUCAUCUGCCCACGGGCUGAAGUCUUGAAGUCGUGCAUCAGCGUCUACAUGAACAGCGGGCAUGAGCCACUGCCCACCUACGAUGAGGUGCUCCUGUGCACCGCCGCCACCCCCUACGAACAGGUGGAGCUGUUCCUCAGGCGGUGCCUGACUGCUGGCUGCAGAGGCGAGAAGAUCUACACCCUCCUGUAUGCGGAGGACCUGGCCUACGAGGCCAGCUACAGGGUGGAGCAGCUCUUCCAGAGGCUAGAGAAGCAGUGCUCUAGGCCCUACAGGCUGGUGAUCAUCUGCAGCGCCGACCGGGAACACGCCUAUAUCCCCUCUGCCUUCAGCCAGUACCGGCUGCACAUGGUCCCCCUGGAGUCCCUGGAGAAAAUCCAGGGAUACCUGUCCAGGCACUAUACCGUCCCUUCAGAACUGCCCAGUGCCGCUGCUGUGUUCCGAGACAGGAAGUUUGUCAGGGUUGUGACAUCCAAAAGAGCAGGAGUGGGUAAAUCUCUUUACAUUCAGAGGCUGUACGAGGAACUUAGGGAAACCACCAAGACACCCUCUCUGCUGAAAUGCAUUCGUUUGAUUGAGCCAAGUGUUGAUGAAAACGUUGUGCUGCAGUCCUUGAUCAGUAGCCUCCAGAAGAAGGAACUCACAAUCUUCCAUUUUGACAUCACAUCCUCUGUGCGGAAAGGCCUGUAUGAAUUUCUAUUCAAAUUGUUGGUGUUGCGCUACCUGAUGGAUUCCGAAGGUCGCAUGUGGAAAUGCAGCAACACCCAUUUGUAUGUCAUUGAGAUCUUGCAGUUCAUGGGAGAUGUCUCCAGAACUGGCAAAGGAACUCUUUCACAUGCACAGUUUGCCUUCCUAGAUGUCUUUCCAAAAGUCUUUUGUCGUCCCCCGAAAGAGGUCCUGGAAUUGGAAAUGCAAAUGCGAGAUGACCCUUCCAUGAAGGAUGAAGACCCACUUAUGGAUGACCAAGAGUUCCGAAGUGAAGCCUUCCAAAGACCCUAUCAGUAUUUAACAAGGUUCCACAAUGGCAUCAGUCUGGACGAAUUCAGGUACAACGGUGUCGAGGGGACUCACGUACAGUGCCUGCAGAUGCUUUUUGUGUACUGUGGCAUCGUGGAUCCUUCAUGGGCUGAGCUGAGGAAUUUUGCAUGGUUCCUGAACCUGCAGCUGCGAGACUGUGAGACGUCUGUUUUCUGCCAAAUGGAUUUUGUUGGGGACACCCUGGGUGGUUUCAAGAACUUUGUGGUGGACUUCAUGAUUCUGAUGGCUAAGGAUUUUGCCACACCCUCCCUCAGCAUCUCUGACCAGAGCCCAGGGAGGCAACUGGUGGACCUAGCUGGGGCCACUGAAGCUGACCUGGCCCCCUUCCGUAUCAGAAAGCGGUGGGAAUCUGAGCCACACCCGUACAUUUUCUUCAACGAUGACCAUAUAUCCAUGACUUUUAUUGGCUUCCACUUGAAGGUGAAUGGGCAGAACAGCGUUGAUGCCAUCGACCCCGUAAGGAAGACUGUGAUCAAACCAAAUGUCAUGAGCCGGGAGCUGUAUGAGGGACUGAAGUUGCAGAGGGUCCCCUUCAACAUUGACUUUGAUCAGCUCCAAAGAGGCGAGAAGAUCGAACGCCUCUGCAAUGUUCUUGGCAUCCAGUGGCCUAUGGAUCCAGACGAAACCUAUGAGCUCACCACUGACAACAUCCUUAAGAUGCUGGCGAUCCACAUGCGCUUCCGAUGUGGCAUCCCUGUCAUCAUCAUGGGAGAGACAGGCUGUGGGAAGACCAGACUCGUUAAGUACCUAUGCGAACUGCGGAGGAGCGGGGUCCCCACAGAAAACAUGAAACUUGUCAAAGUCCACGGUGGGACCACCUCAGACAUGAUCUAUGCCAAAGUGAGGGAGGCAGAUAACAUAGCCUUGUUCAACAAGCAGAAAUAUAACUUCAACUCCAUCCUCUUUUUUGACGAGGCCAACACCACAGAGGCUGUCAGCAGCAUCAAGGAGGUCCUCUGUGAUGGCACUGUGAAAGGACAACCCCUUACUCAGAACACUGGACUGCAGAUCAUUGCUGCUUGCAAUCCAUAUAGGAAGCACUCGGAUGAGAUGAUCCAAAGGUUGGAAUCUGCUGGAUUGGGAUACAGAGUUAGAGCCGAAGAGACCGACGACAAGCUGGGAUCUAUCCCCCUUCGCCAACUGGUGUACAGAGUCCAGGCCCUGCCCCCAAGUAUGAUCCCGCUGGUGUGGGACUUUGGCCAGCUCAAUGACUGCACAGAAAAAAUGUACAUCCAACAGAUAGUCCAGAGGGUGGUGGACACUAAUUCAAUCAGCACGCAGUACAUUGAGAUGAUUACCAACGUCUUGUCUACCUCGCAGAAAUACAUGAGGACGAGGAAGGAUGAAUGUAGUUUUGUCAGUCUGAGAGAUGUGGAACGCUGCAUGCAAGCUUUUGUUUGGUUCUACAAAAACCAUAAGAUGCUGCUCACAGAGCUUAGGAUGUUUCUGGAUGAGAUAGAAAACCCAGAAAGAAGUGGGAGACUGCAAAGAUUGACUGAGAGUCGCAAUCCUGUUGAGUGGUCCCUUGUGAUGGCUGUGGGAGUUUGCUACCAUGCCUGUUUGGAAGAUAAGGACAGCUACCGGAAGAAAAUCUGUAAGCUCCUCCCUGAAACGAACACGCCCCAGAAAGUUGCACAGGAAAUUUCGCUCAUGCAGGACCUCCUUCUGAGUGGCUUUCCCCUUGGGGAAACUAUUGCUAGGAACAAUGCAUUGAAAGAGAAUGUGUUCAUGAUGGUAAUCUGUAUUGAGUUACGAAUCCCCCUUUUCUUAGUGGGGAAACCUGGGAGUUCAAAAUCCCUGUCUAAGACACUUGUAGCAGAUGCCAUGCAGGGCCAGGCUGCACACUCGGAGCUGUACAAAAAACUGAAGCAAAUUCACCUGGUCUCCUUCCAGUGCAGCCCCCACUCUACUCCGGAAGGAAUCAUCAACACCUUCAAACAGUGUGCCCGUUUCCAGGAGGGCAAAAAUUUGAGGGAGUAUAUCUCUGUGGUGGUGCUGGAUGAGAUUGGCCUGGCAGAAGACUCCCCCAAAAUGCCUCUCAAAACUCUUCACCCCUUGCUGGAGGAAGGCUGCAUUGAUGAUGAACCACUGCCACACAAGAAAGUUGGGUUCAUUGGCAUCUCCAACUGGGCCUUAGACCCGGCUAAGAUGAAUAGGGGCAUUUUUGUGUCCCGUGGUGACCCAGAUUUAAAGGAGCUAAUUGAAAGUGCAAAGGGCAUAUGUUCCUCUGACAAGAUGGUCUUGGAGAAAGUUCGAAGCUACUUCCAGCCUUUUGCCCGGGCAUAUCUGAACGUCUGCCGGAAACAGGGUAAAGGUUUUUUUGGCUUACGGGAUUACUACAGCCUGAUAAAGAUGGUGUUUGCCAUUGCCAAAGUCUCUACCCAUGAGCCCAGCCCAGAGCGCUUAGUGGAAGCAGUGCUGAGGAACUUCAGUGGCAAGGAUAAUGUGGAUGCAGUCCGCGUCUUCAUCACCCGACUGGAUAUUAGCCCAAACAUGGAGAGCAUCAGCGCCAUUGAGCUUGUGAGACAGAACAUCUCAGCCAUCGGCCAGGAUGACGAGUGCCGGUACCUGCUGGUUCUGACAAAAAACUAUGCCGCUCUCCAGAUUCUUCAGCAGACGUUUUUCUCUGACCAGCACCAGCCUGAGAUCAUCUUUGGCUCCAGCUUCCCCAAGGAUCAGGAGUACACCCAGAUCUGCCGCAACAUCAACCGGGUUAAGAUCUGCAUGGAGACUGGCCAGACCAUUGUGCUUCUGAACCUGCAGAACCUUUACGAAAGCCUCUAUGAUGCCCUCAACCAGUACUAUGUCUGUCUGGGUGGCCAGAAGUAUGUGGACUUAGGACUGGGAACCCAUCGUGUGAAGUGCAGGGUGCACAAGGACUUCAGACUCAUUGUCAUCGAGGAGAAAGAAGUGGUCUACAAGCAGUUCCCCAUCCCACUCAUCAACCGACUGGAGAAACACUACCUAGACAUCAACACUGUCCUCAAGAGUGAUCAAAAAGGACUUGUCCUAGAACUAGAGAAGUGGGUGGGACUGUUUGUGACCCUUCGUGGCCAACACUCCAUGGUUGCACGCUUGCCUAAGUACCUACCAGUCGAUGUCUUCAUUGGCUACCACUCUGACACCUGUGCUUCAGUGGUCCUGCAGGUGACUGAGAAGCUGAAGGAAGAGUCAGAGAUGUCUGAUUACCAUAGACACAUCCUGGAUGAGGCUAAGCUGAUCCUGUUGGGCUGCGCCACUCCAGAUUCGGUGGUGCGUCUUGACUCCACUGCCCUCCCCAGCGGGGAGACUGAGCAGCUGGCUCACGUGUACUUUGAACAGCAAAAGCACAGCUCUCUGGCUGACUUCAUCAUCUCUCACACCCAGCAAGAGGAGUGGUGCCAUGCUUCUUUCACUGAGGUGACAACAUUCUCAAGGCUCAUGACAGCAUCAGAUAUUGGGCUUCUCCAGGACGCCGCUUCUAACAUUGAGCUACUCUCCCUGCAACAGUUUGACACCGAGCACUCCUUCCUCAAAAAGAUAAGACAUUUCCUAGACUCCACAUCUGGAUUCAGAAUACUCAUUAUUCAAACAGAUUUCAACGAAGGCUCCCAGAGUGCAAACCUCAUUGCUUCGGCAAAGUACUCUGCAAUGAAUGAAAUCAGCAAAUCAAGAGAUGAAGAAAUGAGAGGGAAAGUGUUUGUGUACUUUAUCACCAAGCUUCCAAGAAUGGAGGGAGGGACUUCUUAUGUUGGAUUUCAUGGAGGCCCCUGGAAGUCGGUCCACAUUGAUGACCUCCGAAGGUCCAAGGACAUCAUCUCGGACAUCAAAGCCUUGAGAGGUUUAACUAUAAGCCAGCUCUUUGAGGACAAGGUGGAGGAACAUGAUGCAAUGGAAGUGGAGGACAUGUACACAGCAACAGGAGAGCAGGAAAUGGAAUGUUCAGAACCCACAGACGGCUGGGAGGCGGUGCUAGACACCACAGCACUGGUGCGGAGCUGUGUGCAGAGCGCAGUGCGCAUGCUCAAAGACCAGGGUGAGGGUGGAGCCCGCAGCACCAGGAGGGUGGAGAUCCUUCUGACGCUAUUGGCCGACAGCGAGGAGCUGAAAGCUGCAUUUCUGACAGCUUUGAAGAGGCGCCUCCACACCCUGCUGGUGUCCUACGAUGGCAAAAGCUUCUCGUCCAAGAAUUGGGUGAUCAACGAGGCGUCCAAUGUCGACGCCCUGCAGGAGGGCGGAACCUUCAGACACGCCCUGUGGAAGCGUGUUCAGGCCGUUGUCACUCCCCUCCUGGCUCAGCUCGUUGCCGUCGCCGACCGCGACUGCAACCUGGACCUGCUCCUGGACCACAACUCUGGGGAGCCGGUAAGGAAGCUUUGGCUGGACAUCUUCAGGGACGAGAAGCUUCUGGAAGUUCCCUUUGCAGCAGUGGACCGCAACUCCGAGUCGAAGACCAUCCUGGUGCAGAGCUACAUCACGCCGCAGCUGGGAGCCGGCUGCAGCCUGCCUUUCAGCUGGAGGGUGCGAGACUACCUGGAGGAGCUCCGGGUUCACGCUCAGCACCAUGAAGGCCACACAGUGAGGCAGUUUGAGGACUUCUUCCGGAACACUCCGCUGGGCCGGUACAUUGCAGAGGCAGCAGAGGAGACGCAGAGAGAGUUCUUCCAGCGCUACCUUCAGGAUUUCGUGUGCAUGACGAUGAAAGUCACCUCAGAGGAGGAACUCCAGCUUCUGUGUACUGCCUUGACCUGCUGCGUCAAUGAAUUGAGGAUCCGUGAGGAUGUGGAGGAGGAUGAGGUCAUCUCAUUGCCCUGGGUCCAUGCCGCACACCAGGAGUUUAAGAACCGUCUGCAGAACCUGUCCAGGAUGGUUGCCAUGGAGCCCAAGGUGGCUCUGCACCUCCAGCGUAUUGAGGGCUCCAGGGAAGGUCCUGAAAUGGUGUUGGACGUGUUUGCGGCUCUGGCCUGCGUGGAGCUGUUGGAGCCCAGGGGGCUGGACUCAGACAGGGAGCGGCUGGCCUGGCUGCGGCAGGUGAAGAGGCUGCAGGGGCCCGUCGAGCUGGCCUGCUCAGAGGAGAUCUGCAGCCGCUACGGGGAGAGGAGCCGAGAACAGGCGCGCACCGUCCGACGGGGGUGGAGCAGAAUCUUCUCCCUGUCCCUGUUUGUGGAGCACAUGCUGGUGGGCAUCGAGGGCGUGGAGGAGAAGCUCCGCCCACUGCUGCUGGAGCGCACUCGGGUAUUGGGGCAGGUUCUGGGGACGAACUCGGACCUGAAAAUGGAGCCGCCCUUCCUGGCAGUCAUCGGGAUCCUCAAGGCCUGCAUGGAUGGAGCAAACGACAGGAUAUUCAAGUUUGGACGUCAGCCCUGUCCCGUGUGCAUGGGGGACCCCCAUGAGCCCCUCAGCCUUCCCUGUCACCACAUAUACUGCCUGGCCUGCAUCAGACAGUGGCUGAUCCCGGGUCAGAUGUACUGCCCUCUCUGCAAACAGGAGGUCCCCGAUGACUUCAACCUGGCCACGUCUGAGGACAUACGGCUCCGCAUCGUCAUGUACUCCCAGUUCAGGAAACGGUGCAACGCCUUCUUCAUCGACAUGGUCUCCACCGUGUGCUUCAAGGACAACGCCCCGCCCUCCAGUGAGGUCAUCCAGCACCUGCUGUCCUACCUCAUGGUGGCCGUGGAGGCCGUACGCACCAUCAGAGCUCGCACUCCGGUGUUCACCAAAGCUCUGUCUCCGUUUGACGACUCGGUGGACAAAAAUCCCGUGGUCCGCUCCGUCAUUCUGAAACUCCUACUGAAGUACAGCUUUGCUGAGGUCAAAGACUACCUGCAGCAGCACCUGUCUGAUGUUGAACGGAGCAAUAUCCUGGAUGAAGGGGACAAAAGUGAACUUUACUCCCUGUACAUAAACUGUCUGCAGGACUCCAUGUUGGAGUGGACGCAGUGCCGCACAGCCGCAGAGAGGACGGCCUGCCUGCAGGACGAGAGGAACUUCCUGAAGCACUUCCUGCGCCGGCGGGGCGUCAGGGCGCGCGCGACCACCAUAGAGCAUCUGCAGGAGGUAGCCCGGGUUCGGCUGUGCCUGGACAUGGCCGCGCACCUGAUGGCGGACCAGCAGACAAACCCAGGGCCGUGCGAGGGCGCUCGGGACGCGGUCUCGGGAUUCCUGGGCUGCGUGGCGGACCUGUGCGUGCGGAGCGGGAACGGCUGGUACCGGGUCUACCUGAUCCGCAAGGUGUGCAGCCAGCAGGGCAUGGAGUUUGUCCAGAAGCUCCAGGCGACGGCCGAGCUCAGAUGGCUGUUUCCCGAGGAGCUCCUGCAGAAUCAGGAAGGGGGGCAGAUGGACCACUUCCUUGUGUGGGGGGAGGACUAUCGGACCAUACGCGAAGCUGUCGCCAAGGCAACGAUGAAAGGCGGAACGGAAGGGAUAGAGGAGGCGUGUGAGAGGUGCGGAGGUACGCCGGCUAAGAAGACGGUACUCCUGCUCCUGGCCCUCUUCAGGGAAGUUACCACGCUCUACAGAACAGCCAACCACAGCCUCCACCCAAAACAGGAGUUGCUCCAUGCCCUGAAGGGUUUCAUCCAUGGCUCCCGGGUGCUGGUGAGGCCGGAGGCACAGGCCUUCGCCCUGGCCCUGGUGCACAACCAGCUGGGCGCGCUGACGGUCGGGGCCGACCGGCCGGGGGUGGUGCACGGCCUGGUCGAGCUGACCGUCCACCUGGCGGCUGUGCUGAUGACUGUGAACCACGGGUGCCUGGCCCCCCUCAGGCUGCUGGCCCUGUCCCCCGCCCGCAUGCAGGCGGCCUUCCUACCCACAAUGCCCGAGGACAUGCUUGCUGUGGCUCGCGCGGCCUUGGGACCCCUCAUGUGGUACUAUUGUCCGAACGGUCACCCCUGCACUGUUGGAGAGUGUGGCCGGCCUAUGGAGGUCAGACGGUGCCUGGACUGUAAUUUGCCAGUAGGGGGAAGUAACCAUCAGCCUCUUCAGGGUUUUAAUCCGGUUAAUGUCCAGGGGGACCGCACCCAGAGCGGUCACAUCUUGGGGGACCCAGGCAGGAGAGACAUGCCAGACAUGCUGGACACCAAGAGCAUGUCCCCCGCCCCCUUCACGCUGGUCAGGCUGCUCACGCACUUGAGCAUGCUUAUUGGAGCUUCUGAGCACCCUCAGGUUAUAGCCCAGAUAAUCAAGCCCCCGGUGGCUGAUCCAGGCUCCUUCCUGAUUGGUCACCUGCUGAAGGACAUGGAGCAGCUGGGCCGUGUGCUGGGGAAGGGCUCUGACGACACGGUCAGCAUGGCCCACCUGACGGUCCUCAGCCUGCUGGACGCUAACCCACCCACACAGUGGCCUGUUUCCCACGACGACGUUCUCUCCACCAAAGAGGCGAGGAACGCCUGGGAGACGGGCGUUGCGUCUGACAUCAUCGUCCCUCAGCUUAAGACCCUGGAGCGGCAGCUGAAGGAGGCGAACGACCUGAUCAGGACGGACUCGCGCGUGUCCUCCAGCCCCGUGAUGAGGCUGGUGUUCGGGGACCCGCGGCUCACCCUGGCCACCCUGCCCCGGGACAGCCCGAUCCACAGCGGGGCGGUGUGGAGCUGCAGGGAGAGGGUGUCCCUGCGGGCGCUGGCACACGUGGUGGAGCAGAACGAUGGGCGGGACGCCCUCCCGGUGCUCUGGAGGUUCCUGCACAAGGAGCCAGAGCUGAGUCUGGUCCGGUUCCUCCCGGAGAUUCUGGCACUGCAGAGGGAACUGGUGAAGAAGUUCCAGAACGCCCCGGACGUCACCUGCAGCACCAUACAUGAAUUCAUCCAGGGCCUGACAGCAGCCUCUCUCAAAACCUGGUACGAGACACGGAUCAAAAUAUUCCUGAAGACCUGGAAUCAGCUCAGACAGUCGCUGGCCACCAAAGGAGAGCUGAAGAUCCCUGCCGAGCUCUGCCAGACGGAUUUGGGUCACAGCAGCGACCUGCAGGUGCUGUUGCCGCGGCGCCAGGGGCAGGGCCUGUGCGCCACCGCCCUGGUCAGCUACCUCAUCGCCCUGCACAACGAGCAGGUGCACGCGGUGGACAAGCACACCGGGGAGGAGACCAGCUACACGGUGAGCCCCGCGGACCUGAGCGACCUGCACGUGAUCCGCUACGAGCCGGAGCGCGACCUGCUCCCCCUGGUGCUGUCCCACUGCCAGUACAGCGUGGAGCGCGGCCAGGAGACCAUCUCCGAAUACGACCUCCCCAAAAUCCAGCAGCAGGUGGUCACCCGCUUCCUGCAGGGCAAGCCUCUCAUUAGCCUGGUGGGAAUUCCAACACUGGUGAACAGACACGACCGGAACUAUGUAAACAUUUUCAAGGAUGUGAAAGACAAGGUUGGACAAGAAGCCCUGCCCGCUCUGACCCUGGCAGCAUUGGCAGGGGAGCUGGCAGCGUACAGUGAUGUGUGUGAGGCUCUGGAGGUGGUGGAGGUAGCUCUGGGUUUCCUUGCGAUGACGGGUGAAAACCCUGACAUGCAGCUCGUCUGCUACCUCAGAGACAUUCUACAGAUGGGGGACCGGACAGCCCCCCACAUCCUAAAGGCCCUGAGCAGGUGCAGUCUGAAGCACUGUGCAGCCGUGUGGCAGCUCCUGGCGUCCCUUAAAUCAGAGAACAUGCUGCGUCUCAAGAGGGACCCUUUUGUGGGCGUCAUGGCGGAGUAUAAGAAGCCUCUGAGUGAGGAGGAGAGGGGCUUGCUGAUGGCGUUCCUCUCUAAGGGCAGUGUGGACACCUGUCUGCUGGAGAUGCACGAGUUCCUGCUGCUGCACCUGAAGGAUGCCCAAGCCCUGGAAAUGUACAGGGCCUCCUGGGGACUGAAAGAAACGCUGGUGUCGUACAUUGAGCGCAAGGAUGUCGACGUCCCCCCGGACGUGGAGCUCCUCCCUGACGAGAUCUGCCUGUCGAAAUUUGUGGAGGCGUGGAAGCUCAUCGCCGCGUUUCGACAGAACCGCGGACGGCGAUGACGUGGCCCACGGCCACGCCCGCCCCCACUCCCUGCCAUUGUUAAAGCUUUUCUUAACCACUUUUACUGCGCCUGUACUUUUUACUGUAGUAUCGCAAUCUGUCUUGUGUUUCACAUCUCAUACAGCGAACACAUGUAUAUCCUUACAUAUGUAAUUCUCAUGAGCGUGAACUGUGAUACACACGGCUGUGUACCUUUGCCUGCGGGUUUUAUACAAAUCGUGCUUGGAUGUGCUGCGAGACGGGUACAUAAUGAAGUGCAAUAUUUCUGUUAAUUAUGGCUUUCUAAAAGUGAACUUUUACCGAAUGUAUUUCGCCUCCUGAUUUCUGGCCUGUCACGAAAGCGGGAUGCAAUAAUUUUUUGAACGCAGAGACAAUCUUAUUAUCACAGUCAAAUUUUUUUUGCCAUCAUUUAUUGUGAACAUUAUAUCCCUUCAAUGCUAUAGGCUUUUGUUUGCACUUAAAAGUAUUUGUCUGGAAUACUUGGAAACUAAUAAUUUGGAAAGUGUUAUUGUGAGAAUGCUAUUCUACUCAGGGAGUCCCAUUUUCACUGGGGCAGAGACGAAAGAAAAAUUGUGACAUGCUCAUCAAAUGUUACUUUGCUUGGUACUGCCUUGAAACGCUUUUGUUUCGUUUAAGUUUAUCCCUGAUAUUUGUUCUCAUCUUUGUCUCUGUCUUUUAAUUUUGUUCAUCUGUUAUUUGAGCAAUUGACCUUUUGCCUUAAAGGGACAUUCAUUCCAAGGUUUCUGUAAAAAAACCUUCCCAACUGUCCUUCCCAACCAUUUUCACUUUAAACUCAUACAUAGGACAGUAGUCUUAAUCAUGCCAUAUAUGCACUCCAGAAAUAUGAUUUACUAUGUUUAAUAAAAUAUGAAGAGGCACUCAAA
Anguilla rostrata (American eel) is the source of this 17257-nucleotide messenger RNA. RefSeq names its product E3 ubiquitin-protein ligase rnf213-alpha-like. The transcript is spliced from 68 exons. Gene Ontology annotation, biological process: negative regulation of non-canonical Wnt signaling pathway; ubiquitin-dependent protein catabolic process; sprouting angiogenesis. Lineage: Eukaryota; Metazoa; Chordata; Actinopteri; Anguilliformes; Anguillidae. Gene Ontology annotation, cellular component: nucleolus; membrane; cytosol. Bases 179 to 16372 code for a protein of 5397 amino acids. Gene Ontology annotation, molecular function: ATP hydrolysis activity; ATP binding; metal ion binding. The record is from RefSeq and is a predicted model, not a curated record.